Molecule: messenger RNA, 2226 nt
Organism: Leptosia nina
Lineage: Eukaryota; Metazoa; Arthropoda; Insecta; Lepidoptera; Pieridae
Source: the annotation of a GenBank genome assembly
AUGCACAUACUGGAAAUUGGCGCUGAACAAGACGAAGAGAAUGGAAACGGACGGCCAGCGACGGAUGCAACAUUUCGAACUGUUCCUCCCGAUCACACGACAUUCCUAAUAUGGCGAAUAACGAAGUCAGCGACGGAAAUGCUGCCGCGUUCUCAUUAUGGCACCUUCUAUGACACAGACGCGUACCUCGUCUACUCGGCAUCUUUGUCCGGGCAGCCUGCAGGACCUGAUGUCAUUCGCCGUGAAAUAAAAGAGAAUGGGAACGGAGAGUAUGCUGAGCGUCACAUCCAUGCAUGGGCCGGAGAGCGAGCUGGUGGUCUGGGAACUGUGGCCUUGCAACGAGCGACUCAACUUCUAUCUCAUAUCGGGGCACCGGCUGUCCUUCAUCGGGAGACUGCCACUAAAGAGUCGCCUAGAUUACUCUCCUAUUUCCAUGAUGGAAUUAGGAUCCUGUGCAAUGGAUCAAACAACCUAAACAGUGGUCGUCUUUACAAAGUACGUGGACGAAGACCUGUAAUGUUGCAAUUGGAACCCGUCUCCUGGUCCCAUCUCACAUCGGACGGAGUAUUCGUUCUGGACACGCCAUCUUUAGUUGUUUUGUGGCUUGGGCGCGCUGCUAACCUCGUUGAGAAAAUAUUCGGUGCUAAGAUUGCAUACAGAAUGGCUCGCGGUGCUGAUAAAGGUAUGAUGUCCCGUCGAAUAACAAUCGCCCACGAUGGCUACGAGCAAACUCUUCCAGUGGCAGACCGAAAUCUUCUCGAUUCCAUGUUGGAUCUACGCGCUCGAUCCGUCCGCCCUGUGGCGCCAACUUUAGACUCGCCGAGACCAGCCCGCUUAUAUAAAUCCACUCAACCGUCAAGAGCAUCACCAGUGUCGGUUCCUUCACAAAAACCGGCUGCCCGACUAGAGGAGAUAAAACAAGCGCCACUCUUUAGAACUGACUUGAACGAUGACAGCAUCUACGUAGUAGACGCGGGAGCACGAGGUGUAUGGGCAUGGGUUGGGUCGAGCGCUUCUAAAACUGCUUCUCGAGGCGCCCUAGCUGCCGCCCGAGGUCUUGCUAAAGCGCGUCGAUACUCCGGCCCUGUAUCUGUCACUAUUGCUGGUCGUGAACCGUUGGAAUUUGCUGCACUGUUUCAUAAGUGGAAUUGGUACGAUAUGCGACGCGAAGUAAGGCUUAAGUCUGCUAGAUCCGCUACUACUAAGUUGGAUGCAGUGAGUCUCGCUACAAAUGCGUGGUUAGCUGCUGAGGCUCAGGUUCCAGAUGACGGCUCAGGAGCUCUUCGCAUGUGGCGUGUACGUCGCGAAGAGGAGUGUGAGCGAGAACGAAGCGCAUUGCAAGAGUUAGAGCGACCACAGCAGGCUGUGUUCUACGAUCGCGACUGUUACAUCGCUUUAUAUACGUACCACGCACCUACAGGGGACCAAACAAUUCUUUAUUAUUGGAUGGGUGGCUCUUCUCCAAAUGACCUUAAGAAUUUGGGCGCAAAGGAAGCCAGGGACCUUUACACAAAGCUGGGGCGACUUCCAAUUCAGGCUUGGGUAUACCAAGGCAAGGAGCCCGCUCACUUCUUGCAAAUCUUCAAAGGGAGAAUGGUGACAUACUGCGGUACCGCAACAAACUAUGAUCCAAGUGGCCGGCGUGUGAUCCCACCUCCUCGGGCAUUAAUCCGGGUAUCUGGACAGUAUGCACGAGAAGCCCGAGGUGUGGAAGUGGGCUGUGCCUCCACUGCUGGCGGACGAGGGGCAUGUUACGUGGUUCGCGAAGGUGCCCGCGUGUGGGUAUGGUGUGCUACCACUGCAACUGGUGACGAAAGGGAGGUCGCCAAGAAUAUGGCAGCUGCUGAACACGUUCUUGUUAUGCAAGGUAAAGAGAAGUCAGAUUUCUGGGCGGCUCUUGGAGACCGUAGACACCUGCUUGUUCCCUCACCAUUAGAAGAGAUGCAGCGCCCUCUACCACCACGCCUGUUCUACGUGUCAACAUCUGCACCUGGGCACUAUACUUUUGAAGAGAUAGUAUCGUUUAGCCAGUACGAGCUGGCUCCGGAGAUGUGUGCUGUCUUGGACGUGCACUGCACGGUCUAUGUGUGGCUUGGAUCCCAUUGCUGCGUGCGGACUAAAGAUGAUGCCAGGAAUGUUGCUCUAUCCUAUCUUUCAUAUGAUCCAGCCUCUCGUGAUCCUGAAACUCCAAUAUUCAUGUUAAGCCAGGGAAGAGAGCCCCCCUAA